This is a messenger RNA of Aspergillus terreus NIH2624, 642 nucleotides long. RefSeq lists its product as uncharacterized. Bases 1 to 642 code for a protein of 213 amino acids. The record is from RefSeq and is a predicted model, not a curated record. NCBI's taxonomy places the organism in Eukaryota, Fungi, Ascomycota, Eurotiomycetes, Eurotiales, Aspergillaceae. The transcript has a single exon.
AUGAAGUACUCCAAACCCUGUCCAUACCCCUUCCAGCCAUGGAGUCAAGGAGCCAGUAUCCGCUCCUCGCCCAGUGAGGCCUCUCCCACCAACACCGUCGCCAUCCCGUUCAGCUUCGGCUCCUCCUGCGACUUGGAUCACUCGCUCGCCUCCAUGCCCGCUCCGCCGCCUCCCUCGCCCACCGACUCUCUGCUCGACAUCACCCCCCGCAAGGGCUCCUUCUCCGCCGCCUUUGGCGUGAGCAACUCCAACUCCUGCGCCUUUCCCUCUUGGCCCAACCGCCCCUCGCUGAUCAACUCCGCCGCCGACGUCUGCACCACCAGUGCCUUCAUCUCCGACGAGGAGCUCGACUUCGACCUGUCGCCCAUGUCCGACGCCCCCGUCGACGAGGAGUCCGCCGUGCGCGACCCUCUCGACCUCACCACCGAGCAGCAGAUCCAGAUGAUCCGCGCCGCCGCCGAGGAAGAGGCCCAGCGCGCCCGUCUGCUCGCCCAGGUCCACGCCCACGCGCGCGCCCAGCAGGCCCUCCGCGUCGCGCAGCUCGCCGCCCUCGAGCGCGAAAACGCCAAGCGCCGAAAGCGCAAGGCCAUCGUCGAGAAGAAACGUCGCACUACCUCCGCCUCCAAGGCCACUCGCGCCUGA